Messenger RNA from Brachypodium distachyon (stiff brome), 855 nucleotides. RefSeq lists its product as uncharacterized. The record is from RefSeq and is a predicted model, not a curated record. Bases 203 to 538 code for a protein of 111 amino acids. The transcript is spliced from 2 exons. Lineage: Eukaryota; Viridiplantae; Streptophyta; Magnoliopsida; Poales; Poaceae.
CCCACGGCUCGAGGGGGAGAAGGGAAUCCACCGGGCAGGAAAGUUUUCCCCGCGGGCACCUCCGCCUCCUCCGCGGCUGCUAUAAAAAAGGGCGCCAAGUCGCUGGAUAACGCAGUUUGCCGCUCUUCACCCCCUCCGUCUCUCUUCGUUUCCUUGCAAAGAUCAGAGAGGGGGAAACAGGCGCAGAGAUUCAAGCGCAGGAAUGGCGUCCAACUACGUCGACACCACCGGCGAGGAGGGCACGUUCCGCAGCACGACCCCCACGGGGGCCGCGGCGUCGUCCCCACGCAUGAUGCGGCGGAGCUUCUCGUCCGCGUCCUCAGGCAGCCACGGCGGCGGCGGCGGCGCCUCCGCCAAGUGCGUCUGCGCGCCGGCGACCCACGCCGGGUCCUUCAAGUGCCGCCUCCACCGCACCAACUCCCAGGGCCACGGCCACCCCCACCCUUCCCCGCCGGCCUCCCCGGACGGGGCCGCCUCUGCUGCGCCCCCGCCGGCCGUCUCGUCCUCCUCCUCCACCCGCACCGUCGAGGCCCAGUGAGAAAUCCCGGAAUCGCCAGACUGAGAAAUCAACAAAAGAGAGAGGAUAGGGGGAAGCGAGAAGAGAACAUCAUCGUACUAGAAGGGAGUUUAUUUGUAUUUCCCUUAUUGUGAUCUCCAUGUUAUUGGGUUAUUUUUCCUCUUUUUUUUGCUGUGCUGGAUCUCUCUAUGGAACUCCAUCCCCAUCCCCCCUAUCUACUGGACCAAUCUGGGAAAUGGAAGAAAAGGGCCUCUAGUUCUAUUGGAGUGUUGGCCCUUCUGCUGAAUGUAAUUACUAGUACCAUUUGCCGUUCUAUUGAAGCCCCCAGUUGUUGCAGA